CCCUCUGAUGAGACUCGAUGGUAUAUGCCUUUGGGAUUGGGAUACACUAACUGCGGAAUGUUAACUUGCAUUGAUGAAACUCUGCUGGUAUUUGUAAUAACUCAAACUGCUAAGAAAUGUUACGUGGAGUUUGACCAAAUGUUCCACUACCGUCCAAACGACCUGUCUGCUGGCAAAUGGACAAAUCAAAACGUGCCUUGCUGGGAGAAAGAGAUGGAUCUUUUGCCUGUCAACGAGGCGGAUGUCAUGAAGAAAUUCAAUUAUAUCGUUUUCCAAUUUGUGCUUGUAACAUUUUAUUUCUGGAUGUUCCCUUUUACCGCGCUACUGGCGUUUGCUGUAAAUAUAUAUGAAAUAAGAUAUUGGAGCAAGUUAUUCAUCUUACACUCGCGACGCCCGUUGCCAAUUAAAACGUGGGGCCUUGGCUCGUGGGGUACGUUGAUGGUGAUACUACCCUACAUGGGCGCCCUUUUUCAGAUCACUUCGUUGGUCCGUUUGAGUAAUGUAAUAGCGAGAUCUAUGCACAAUCGCUACUUCUCUGGAACGCGAUACUUUAUGGAUUUUGCUAUGGGGAUGUAUAAUACAUCGGACUUCUUAAACACAACUACCAGUAUUGAUAGAUAUGGCAAUUUCGUUUUUGGAAGUCCAGCGUUAGAAUGGUAUCAGUACUCACUUGCCAGUUUUAAUAAACAUCUUUAUCCGCACUGGCAAAAGGCAGACUUUUGUUUAUUUCCAAGUAAGUAA
Molecule: messenger RNA, 741 nt
Organism: Hyposmocoma kahamanoa
Lineage: Eukaryota; Metazoa; Arthropoda; Insecta; Lepidoptera; Cosmopterigidae
Exons: 5
Coding region: 25-741 (238 amino acids)
Source: RefSeq, a predicted model, not a curated record